GAUGGUGGACCCAAAAGAUGAACAAACGCAAUGAACAAACGCAAUGAAUUUCCGCAUUACCUCCGAUUGGCGGACCCAAAACAUGAACUUCCGCUUUGCGAUGCCAGAACAGUAGGUGGCGGUAUGCACCUAAACUUUCUGACGGCAAAAUUUACAGAAGAAGAAGAACUCUCAGGAAGUUUGAAAAGAAGCAAGCCGUCCGCAUUCAUUCAAUCUCACCUCCGACCCACUCAAACUAACCCUAACCCUGCAUUCCAUUGUUUCCAUCAUGGGAAAUCUAAGUGACGCUCUCAAAUUAACAGGAACAUUGCGCAGAAGAUAUGGCCUGGGCAAUGGACUGAGAAAACGGGCAGAGAUUUGGAGGUAUUUGUGCAUGCUCUAUAUUACAGUUGAAAAGUGUAUAACAGCUUUCCAAUGCUGUUACUUGUGGCGAACACCUUUUUGCUUGAGUUGAUGCGUGCCCGCAGGUGGAAUAAUGUCACAUGUCACACCGUCCAUAUUUUCUGUUGUUUUGAUUUAUUUACUCAUUCAUCAUUUUAUGUAAGACAAAGACACAAGACCACUUCACACGGUCAAAAAACUGUUCGGCUUCCCAGGUGUGCGCACCUGUCCUAAUCAACCCACCCAUUAAAUAGACAGGCACAAUAGCACCAUCUGCUGGCACAAAAAAUACAUAACAAUAAACUGCAAAACCCCAAUCUGGCUCCUACAAAGUCUAUGUGACAAGAUGAUUAACGUUUGCUUUUGUUAAAUCAGGGCUUCCCCAGCCAGGACUUCGGCUCAGACUGUGGCAUAUUCAUGUUGAUGGUAGGUCAUAACGAGCUGUAAUGCACAAAUAUUGUAUCUAGAAUAACUUUCCAAUAUGGACUUUUUUAAAGUUAUCUCACAUGUUGUCUCAUAAUUUUUUUUUUUAAAGUCUGCCAUGUACAUCGUUAUGGAGUCACAGUUUGACUACUCAGUUGUAAGUACUUUUCAACACGCAGUGUCAUCCUCAAGAUUGUAUUUUGUAUUGUGCACUAAAAUGAAAUACAAACAACAAUUUCAGCAUGACAUGCCUGUUUUGCGGCGAUGGUGGUGCCUGUUGCUCCUGGAGAACAAUUCUUUGAACAGGUAGACAGUUUAAGUAAACUAGAUGUCCUAAUUAACUGGAAGACAAUCAAUAUAUUGUACUUAAAGAUAUAUUGUCAUUACAGUUGUGGGAAAAUCUUCGCCCACUGGACCAAAGAAUGUCAAGAGCUCAUUGCUGGAAAGCAUACUCCGGUCUUCAGUCUAAAGAGGAAGGCGGAGCAGCAGGACAUAGAGGUUAGAAAAUUGCCUUGUAAAAACAGUAUUAUCUCAGUGGGAGUCCUUCAAAAUGCACACAGUUGUAUGGAUCAACAUUGUCUCGAUGUAUUUGGUAAUUGAUGUUACUUUUCAAAUUGCCUUGUCAAGGAAACCAUGACGCAGACGGCAUCGGAUGUCCAAAGAAUGUGCAUGGCAGAUUCAAUGCAAUUCUGUGUCUACCAGACAUCGAACAACACAGGAGAGAGGUGUGUUGCAGACUCAAUUUAAUAAAUGCAAUUAUCGGGGCCUAUUCAGUGAUUUUCCAUGAAGUGACCACUUUUACAUAUAGUUUAAAUGCACGAAUCAUGCAGGAAAAUUAUUUAUACAUUCAAAUGUGCUGUAGAGGUAUAAUCAAUUGGACAGUGUGUUUGUUUGAUAUUAUGUUUG
Messenger RNA from Xyrichtys novacula (pearly razorfish), 1710 nucleotides. Lineage: Eukaryota; Metazoa; Chordata; Actinopteri; Labriformes; Labridae. The record is from the annotation of a GenBank genome assembly.